GUGAAAAAGUAAAAGGGCUAUAUUUAGCUAUUAGUCCAAAUGGUGAUUUUGUAGUAGAAUUUGUAUGGCAAUUACGCGCGUAUAAUGUUGAGAAUGAGAAUGUUAAGGAUUCGGAGAAAAAUAACUACUUGGGUCUGAAAAAUGGACUAUCGUAUAGAAAAUUUUCUGAAUUUGUCAUAUCUAAAAAUACAUUUACAGAUAAGCAAUCUGAAUUGACCAAUUCUGAAAACAAACUGAAUCAUUCAAUUGAAAAAGAAAUAUUAAGCCUAGAUAAAUACGGUGGAAUAGUCAAAUUGUUUUCGAAAAAUGAAGAUAAAAAAAAGUCGGAUAAGGAUAGCCAAAAUAUGGAUAAAAAUACCAAUGAAGAUAAUUAUCAAAAUAUAGAUAAAUCCUUUCUUUAUCCUACUAUUAAAAUUCAAAGUUUAGAUUAUCCAAAGCGAAUACGUAAGGCCUUAAAAUAUAACAAUUUUUCGGCUGAACGAACUUUUUUGGAUAAAAAUUAUUAUCAAUUGGAACAAUCAAACUCUUUUGUAAUUGUUGUUAAAAACAAAGAAGAAGAAGAAAUGGAAUUCUCUGAAGAUAAGCAAAUUUAUGAUGAUUUAAUUUCAGAUCAUACAUAUUCAAAACAAAAAGGUUUUGCAGAUACAGACAAUAAGAAGUUUUUUAUUUUUGAUCUUGAUAAUCGAAAAUCAGAAUUAGAUAACUAUUAUUAUAUAAUUGAGCCUUGGGUGCGGCUUGAGAAAGGAGGAGCUCCACGAUAUUCAGUUUAUCUCGACAAAGAAAAGGAAAUUCUACUUUUGAUCGGAAGUGAUACAAUUCAGGUUUGGCAUGAUCGAGCUGCUGAAAAAAAGAGGACCCUUGAAUUCAUUAGUGUGAUCGAUGAUAAAAAUGAUAUUAACCAUAUUGAGUAUGAAAAUAAAAAAUUUAGAAUUACCAAAAAAUCUCAAUCCGUAAUUGAAAUGAGUUGUGAUGAUGACUUAACCAUUACUGUAAUAGAAGCUUGUCGCACACUUAAAUUUUUGAAAGAAAAAGUUGAUAGAGUUGAUAAAAUUGUUAAAUAUUUAUCAUUAUCCGAUGAAAAACACUAUUCAAAAUUUCAAGAGAUAAUCAAACUAACACGAAAUAUUAUUGUAAGAUUUAUUCAAUUAUAUCCAAUUACUUGGCGAUUAUUAGAUGUUCGCUAUGAUUUAUUGAGCAUUCUCAUUGAAGCGGGCGAACGUAGGCUUAUUAAAUAUGUAUUGUUAAAAGAAAAAAAAGAGAUCGAUUAUUCUCAAAAACCUCAUGAUUAUUUACCAGAUCAGGAUAGUUUAUUACAUGAGAAAUCACUUCAUAUGCCCCAAAUUUCUUCAUGGGAAGGUAAAGGGAAUACGAUUAGAAAAGCCUAUUCAGAUCGUGAUCCGACAUACCUAGGAUAUUUAUUGGAAUAUUAUUCUAAUAAAGCAGUCAAAAAUAUUAGGUGGAUGAUUACAGUUGGUGAAAUUUUACCAGGACUAUAUACUAAGAAGAAUGAAUAUUAUAAGUCGUAUCAACUAUUAUUUUAUAAACGUUGCUUUUGUGAAAAAGGAUUGGAUAUACCAUUUUUUGACUUUCUUGUAAUCCCACAAAGCACACAAAACUCUUUAGUUUUUAUACCUAUAACACAAUUGAUUCCACAGAAUUCUGGGUUGAAAGCAGCUCAGUAG
Messenger RNA from Dentiscutata erythropus, 1682 nucleotides. The record is from the annotation of a GenBank genome assembly. Lineage: Eukaryota; Fungi; Glomeromycota; Glomeromycetes; Diversisporales; Gigasporaceae.